AUGGAUAUACAAGUUAGAUCAAGAUCAAAGAUAUCAAAUGAACAGGCAUUGGACUUGUUGACAAAGUUUAAUAAGGAACGCAAACAGAGCGAUCAGAACAAGCUGUUGAUCAAUGGCACAAACACAUCGGAUGACUUCUUCCAGAUCAUUACCAACAACUUGCAUCACUUCCAAAAGUACCUCUCAAAAUCAAUCCAUGGCGACGAUCAGACUGCCACCGCCGACGACGAUGACGAUGACGACGAGGCAUCAGGCAUCGAAGAGUCCAACAAGUCUAUGAUGGAGAUUGACGGCGCCAGUCAGAGUGCACACGACCGUGCCAAGCCACCCGUGCCACUCGAUCAGUUGGCCACACCACAGAAGCUUACAUCAUACGAGACUGACGAUGGUGAUAUAUCAGAGCGUAACUCUGACAAUGAUCUGCGCAAUAGAAAGAGCAACAACAAUAAUAAUAAUAGCAUGAGGGCGAAGAUCAUAUCAUCACCAGCUAGUACAAGUGAGAGUGAUGAGGAGGCUUCAUCAUCAGACGACAGCUCAGACGAGGACAACAACAACAAUACAUCAUCAAAGAAACAAUCAAACAACAAAUCAUCAACUACAUCAUCAUUAACAUCACCAUCAUCAUCAUCAUCAUCAAAGAAGAGAAAGAAUGAUGAGGAGUUGGAGUACUCAUCGGACGAGGAUGAGGAUGAGGAGGACGAGGAGAAGCCAACAAAGAAGCCAAACAACAACAAAAACGACGAUGACAACAAGAAGAAAUCAUUCUUUGCCGACUCUGACUCUGGCUCUGAGUCGGAAAGCAGCAAAAGCAGCAGCAGCGACAGCGACAGCAGCGACAGCGAAUAA
This is a messenger RNA of Acytostelium subglobosum LB1, 846 nucleotides long. RefSeq lists its product as hypothetical. The transcript has a single exon. The coding region runs from base 1 to 846 and encodes 281 amino acids. The record is from RefSeq and is a predicted model, not a curated record. Lineage: Eukaryota; Evosea; Eumycetozoa; Acytosteliales; Acytosteliaceae.